GAUGUCAUCUGACAAAAACAGGGCAAAAUGCGCUCAAAAUUAACAGCCAUCUAUAAAGGAUUUGCAAGAUUUACCGAAAGUAGAAAAUUAGCAACAAAAUCAGAUUCUUCGAAGGAUGUGUUUUGCCAACCUCACAUGAACGACUUGCCAGUGCCGUGUGGACCGUGGGAUCCCUGGUAUCGAAAAAAACAAAGCUUUUACAUGAAACACUUUGCCCUCGGCUUAGCCUGGUGGUUGUUUUCAUUUUUUUUGGCCAUAUAUACGGACAGUAUGUACCUCAAUUGGGGACCGCCCAGAUUUCCGGCCCCACCCAGCGACAUGGUUGAGGAGUGCGACGAUUCUGACACCUGAUGUGCAACAUCCAUACCGACACAAAUUUUGUAAUAUAUUUUUUGCACAUUCCAAUGGGGCCUUAUUGAAAACGUGGCAUAACUUCGGAAUAGUUAUGCGGUGUUCCUUACGCUCUAACAUUUGAAUGGUACUGUUAGUUAUCAUGUGACCUGUCACUGCGACGUUAUGCCACGUUUUUAAGGGGGGGGCCAUAAGGGGGUGCUUACUUUAUCAGCAGAUUCUUCCGUUGAUUGAAAUUCAGAAGGCCAAUCAAACUGUCCACUGAUUUCCUUAAUUUCUAUUCAUACUUUGAAAUAUAUUAACUACAGUAAGCGAAGUGGGAAGUAGGUAUGGUACUGCAGUCCAAACCUUUAGUUACGUCUUACGGUAUAUAAAUAGCAGUUUUUAUUUAGUUAUGAAUAAGCUGAUUUGUCAGGUUGCGUAAUUAAUCAGGAGCAGUGGAAGAAACAACCUUUCUGACGUAAUAAUGUGCACGUUUAAAGGUAGGGAUUUAAGUUUCCCAACGCUUCGACUUAAGGCUAUAGUUAUGCCUUAUAUUGCAGUUACCAGCAAAUUUUUCGGUAACCAUAAGAUACAUAAUUUGUAGAAAAUCGCUUACGUUUGGAGAGAAAGUUAAUAUCUAGGUACCGUUAUAAGGAACGAAACUCACUAGCAUUUAAAGAAUGGCUCCCUUGUGUAACCGUUGUCUGGGUGGAUUGACCGCUCCGAUACAAUUUGCAGCAGUACCUACAAAGGGCGUGCGUACAUCCUUAGAAUCCGUGAACAUCGGGGCACGGGUCUGUUCUUUAAAUGGGUAUCGGACGUUUAGGAUAGUCUUGUGGUUAGGACUUCAGCCUAGCUUUCAGGGACAGGGGGACAGUGUUCCUCUGUAUACAUUAGGUCUCAGACCCGAUGGACACAUGCAAGAAUCUGUUUAAAGAACGGGUCCAAAUCAAUUAGUUUGAAUUAAACCUCGCACGGUAAAUGUUAUUCUUAGGAUAACAAAAGAAUUUUAGGUAGGUACAUUACAAAAGAUUCCCAUUGGAUAGUGGGAUCCGGGUCAGCCAUAACAUAACUACUGGUAUUACGUCCUUGUAUACAAGAGACUUAAGCGAGACGUUCUGGGGUCUCAUGUAAAUUAAAUUGACGGCAGGUUUUUCUAUUUUAAAGAGCUGUUACUAUGGGUCUAUAGGUAGGUACUAAAUACACGUACGUUGUUUCCGUUGGUACUUAUUUAACUUUUUACUAAAAUAGUAUAGUUUUAUAAGCCAAUUCAUGUUAUUUAUUCAUGGACCUACCUUUUUUUAUGCUAUCCAGGCUAUUCUAUUUAUAAUAGAAUCGCCUUACCUAUCUAUUAUUAUGUAAAUGAAUAAUGCGAAUAGUUUAAUGUGUUUUAAGGUUGGUUUGAAACUCAAAAUGUUUUCGUCCUGUUUUUCA
This is a messenger RNA of Pararge aegeria (speckled wood butterfly), 1767 nucleotides long. RefSeq lists its product as uncharacterized. Lineage: Eukaryota; Metazoa; Arthropoda; Insecta; Lepidoptera; Nymphalidae. The record is from RefSeq and is a predicted model, not a curated record. The coding region runs from base 28 to 351 and encodes 107 amino acids. The transcript has 4 exons.